Messenger RNA from Bipolaris sorokiniana ND90Pr, 6104 nucleotides. RefSeq lists its product as uncharacterized. Bases 221 to 5659 code for a protein of 1812 amino acids. NCBI's taxonomy places the organism in Eukaryota, Fungi, Ascomycota, Dothideomycetes, Pleosporales, Pleosporaceae. Gene Ontology annotation, biological process: COPII vesicle coat assembly; Golgi organization; autophagy. Gene Ontology annotation, cellular component: ER to Golgi transport vesicle membrane; endoplasmic reticulum exit site. The transcript has 2 exons. The record is from RefSeq and is a predicted model, not a curated record.
CCAAAGGCGUGAACAGCUGUCCAUAUUACUCUACAUUACACUCGCACGCACAUCGACUGAAUCGCAUGCAAUGCGGCCGGAACUUGCCUCUAGUAUUUGAUCCUCAUUUUCAUUCUGGCCGAGAGCUGUGCUCUUGAUACUGUGCGGCACACCGAGCUCGCGCUCUCCCGCUUCCAUAGAGCGCUUAUAGAUACCCCAUUCAUUACCUAGUAAUCGCCUAAUGGACGAAGACGCCCCCAACUUUUCUUAUGCCUAUGGUGGCGCGCCUUUGACACCAUCGUCCGCUUCGUGGAACCCUGCGCUGCGAAGCGAAAAGGAAGCCAGUGCACCAGCCAACGCGAAACCACCGGCGCAGCCCGAGCCAGAAUCUUCUUCCGAAGAAGAGGAAGAGGAAGAAUCAGAGGAAGAAGACAGCGAGGACGAAGACGAAGACAAAGUUCCGUCCCAACCCGCUGUAACGGCACCAGCAGCGACUGCGCCUCCACCUUCAAUCAAGCCUGCAACUGCUGAGCAACAGUCGAAUGAUGAAUCUCCAGCGCGCGACAUUAUUGCUCAGGCUGAGCAGAGCGCAUCACAACCGCCAGUGCAACAAUCCCAGGAGGAACUCGGAGCAAGUGGGGCUGAGAAGGAUCUCGUAAAUGCAACGCAGGCGCUCAACAUCGAGGAACAGACUGCCCCGGCAGAAGCUGAAGCAAACAAAAAUAAAGAGGGGUCAGAAGAGGAAGACAGUGAUGAAGAGAGCUCCGACGAAGAACCAAAUCCCGAAGCGCAUCCGGAAGUGAAUUACGAGCACCAAGGUGAAAGCACUGUUCUAGAGGAUGCUGUGACUGAAAGUGUAAAGGCACCUCUGGUAGCAGACACCGAAGCGGAUGAGUGGGGUACCUCCGGCGACGAUGCCUUCGAUCUUGGUGGGCAACCACAGGAAUCUGCUUUACCAACACCUGCGGUAGAAGCUGUUGGGACAACAGUAGGAGACGAGUCUAUUGGAAACACCACCGUGGGUGGAAAUGCAGGCGCAGGCAUCGACUGGGGCAACACAGAAGAACAAGAGGACUUUUUUGGUACAAUUGCGGGUCAACAAAUUGAACCUGCGCAGUCUACAAAUGAAACCCCUGGUGCGCAUGUAGUACAGGCAGAAGCGAAAGCCCCCGAGAAGAGCGAGUGGGAUUUAGACCUGGACUUGGACGAUGAUUUCUUGCCUGACAAGGAAGAUGGACCGGUCAUUGAAUUGAGUGAUGACGAAGGUUUUCUAGAAGACGAACCCCCUGCGGCAGCAGAACAGCCCGUACAGUCCCAUCCGUCAGGCACUGCAAGCCGGUACGCGCCUCAAGCUGCAACGCCAGCUGCAGUCCCUGCUGCGAGCCCAUAUGCCCCCCAAGCGCAGUCAACCCCUGCGGCCACCCCGGCUUAUGAUGGCUUUGGGCGGAAUCUGGCAUACCAACAGCAGCAACAAUCCCGACCUCCUCCAGUGAGCUCGGCGCAAAGUUUUGUUGAUAAAUCCAAAGGUGGUUAUGCUUCGCCCUACGACCUACCAGAAGACAUUGUCACCACCCGAAAGCGACCAGCUCCUCGUGCAACAGUCCCAGCCUUACAGCCUACUCCUCCGCCUCCACGUAGUAGUAGUGUGUCUUCGAAUAGUGGACUUCCACGGCCACCUCCUCUUUCAUCGAGUAUGUCGACGUCUAGCCUGUCUCCACCAUCCUCGGGCCACUCGAUGCAGGCACAGAUAAGCGGAAUGCCACCAGCAGCAGCUCCGCCAAAACCAGCUGUAACAUCAAAAUCACCUUCGAGCGACUUCUUUGCCGAGCUACCUGUGACCUCCAAACCGCGGCCAUCGGGACGCUACACUCCGCAGCCGAAUGUGCCUGUUCAACCUCCAGCACAACCACCACCUCCGCACAUGCCACCCAAAGAGCGUACACCGUCAUUGUCCUCUCUGAGGAACGAGUUUCUCCCCAAUAAUGCAAACGUUGCUACGCCCCCUCCAUUUAGGCAACCUGAACAGCUGCCUAUGUUCCCAAGUCAACCAUCGGUACCCGCGCGGACGAACAGUCUUCCUGUGCCUCAGCCCGCGCCUGCACCUCCCACGAACAGAUACUCGCCCGCCCCACCACCUUCAGCACCGGCAGGUAAUGCACGGUAUUCUCCUGCCCCGCCUGCCGCCGUACCUGCCGCAAAUGCUCGUUACUCGCCCGCACCUCCAUCCCAGGCACAACCUCAUGCUCGAUAUGCAUCUGAGCCGCAUAACAACUUGACGCGAACGCCGUCCCAGCCUUUUGCGCCUCGCACAUCUAGCCCGCUAGCUUUCCACAGCAUGCCUCAACAGCAUGGGCAAGAGUCUGAAUCUCAGCCUCAAGCCCCGCCAACUCACCAGCUUUCUCAGUCAAUCGAUGGUACGCCACGUCCGCCAAUCAGGAGUCCAUUAGGAGAGGUUACCGAGAUUGGAGAACAAGAUUCAACACUGAGCUCGAGACCACCCACAUCUGGGAGGUCCGAGACUCCGCCUCCACGCAGUACGCCUUCAUCGAAUGUGGGUUCUCCGCGUAAAAGGGACAAUUAUGUGCCCAGGUAUCAGCCAGCGCAAACAGCCGCUCCGCAACGCUCUCAGUCUCAGUCUCCAACAGCGACUAUGAAACAGCCUCUUCGUAACGUGAGUAGCUCAGAGCUAGGGGGAUCCAUGUUUGGGAUCAUGCCACAAGCCAUGACUUAUGGGCCAUCUCAAUCUGCUUCAAGCACGGUCAAUGUCAUACCCCACCGUCAGCAGGCAUCGGUCAACUACGACUUCAUUGUACCUGAAGACGAGCGUGCAGCUGACCUACUUGAGAGGUGGAAGGGAUAUCCCAUCUUCACAUGGGGUCUGGGAGGUACUGUGGUAACGAGCUUCCCAAAGCAAAUUCCUCGAUAUGGAGGCGGUGGUUCGGCGCCAAUGAUGAAGACCAGCCCCGGUGAGGUUCGUCUUCAAAGCAUCAAGGAAGUCCUACCUCUGCCAGAAGAUAUCGCAAAGUUCCCUGGACCGCUCAAGGCAAAGAGCAAGAAGAAGGACGUACUAGCGUGGCUUGGCCGCAAGAUUGAAGUGCUAGAUGCUCAAUCCAAAGAGCCUACACUCGAACACUCUAUAAGUGAAGACGACAUCAAGCGCCUCGAAGACAGAAUACUUCUAUGGAAGCUCAUGCAGAUUCUCGUUGAGCAUGAUGGUCGACUAGAAGGUGCACCUGCGGAGGUCGCUAUCAAGAAAAUAUUCUCCCCUGCUAAAGAAGAAGUCCCAGAUGCCGACGGCUCCUAUUCAACCGGAGUGGAUAUAGUUGGGCGCUCAAGAUCCAAUACCUCAACCAUCCAAGCAGAACCUUCCGACCCGCGAACUCUCGAAAACCUGCAAAAUAUGCUUAUUCAAGGUGAUCGCGAAAAGGCAGUCUGGCAUGCUGUUGACCAGCGACUAUGGGGCCAUGCUAUGUUGUUGUCUUCGACUGGCAACAAAGACACAUGGAAACGGGUUGUCCAAGAAUUUGUCCGGAAAGAAGUCAAAAAUGUCGGGCGCAAUAACCAGGCAUUGGCCGUGUUGUAUGAGGUCUUUGCUGGCAACCACGAGGAUUGCAUUGAUGAAUUGGUGCCGGCGUCAGCUCGUGCCGGCUUCCAGAUGAUAAGUGCAGAUGGGGCUGGAGCUACACAAAAUGCACUCCAGGGCCUGGACAAGUGGCGUGAGACGAUUGCGUUGAUUUUGAAUAACCGCAGCGAGGGUGAUGCAUCGGCACUGUUGUCUCUCGGAAGACUGCUUGCUCAGUAUGGCCGAGUCGAAGCUGCGCACAUUUGCUUCAUCUUUGCCCGUUCAGUGAUCAAGAUUGGUGGCAUCGACGAUAUCCAAGCCGAUCUUGUGCUCAUUGGCGCUGACCACCGCCAGUACCCUCUAGAAACAGGCAUUGAGCUUGAGCCGAUACUUCUGACCGAAGUGUUCGAGUUCGCCAUGUCGUUGUCAUCACCAAGCGUUCCGUACGUGCUACCUCAUCUGCAACACUACAAACUGGCACAUGCAUAUCAGCUAGCGGAAAAUGGUUACAAGACGGAUGCACAGGCAUACUGCGACUCUAUUGCGGCGGUCAUGAAGGCAACAACACAGAUUUCUCCAUACUACAACCCGGCCUUCAUCACUACCCUAGACGACUUGAGCCAGCGCCUGUCCCAAGCUCCUAAGGAUGGUUCGUCUUCGUGGAUUUCCAAGCCUAGCAUGGAUAAGGUUGGAAGCUCUCUGCUAUCAAAAUUCAACAGUUUCAUUGCAGGCGACGACGAAGCCGACGGGGGGAGGCCGGCCGGAACAGAAUCUGGACCUUUCGCUAACAUUGCUGGAGGCAGCCCAGCCCUCACGCCAUCGCAGUCAAACGCGGACUUGUAUAGCGCCAUGUCCGGCUACGGCGUACCUGCACAACCAGCAGCACCAGCUAACUCGAGGUACGCUCCGUCAAAUGCAUAUGCGCCAAGGUCAUCUUCGGAGCAACAGCGAUCUCGUUACGAGCCUCAGGGCCGACCAUCGAUGGAGUCAAACGACAGCUUUGGCAUGCGAGCCGCGUCGGACUCGUACACUCCUAUGACUCCAACCUCAGGCAUAUUGAGCCCUACGCAAAACCAGUUGAGCCCACCAAGCGCGCGUACACAAGGCAAGGUUCAAUCGUAUUCCCCACUGCGUCAGGAUUUCAGCCCUCGUCAGGCCUCGUACAAUAGUCCUUACAUGCCUAUGUCUUCUGUCGAAGGGUUGGCUGCCUCUCCUGCAUUUGGCGGGUACCAGCCUCAGGCGAGCUUCGACGAGCCCGCCCAACCCGCAACAGACGAGCAGGGGCAGGGAUCAUCUAGCACCUAUGAACCUCCAUCAUACCAGCCGUACAACCCCGAUGAGGAUGACAAGGAGGAAGAGGAGCAACCCAAGAAGAAGAAAUCCUUUAUGGACGAUGACGACGACGAUGACCUGGCUGCUCGUGCCUCUGCAUUGAAAAUCAGCGGUGGCAGCAGCUCCAAGUCCGAGGCAGACAGGAAAGCAGACGAGGCCUUCCGCAAAGCUGCGGAGGCAGAUGAAAAACGCGACAAGGAGGCAGCAGCGGCGAAGAAGGGAGGCUGGCUUUCUGGGUGGUUCAAGAAGGACUCGAACGCUGGGCCUGGACCUAUCAAAGCGAAGCUUGGAGAAGAAAGCAGCUUCGUUUACGACACUGAUCUCGGAAAGUGGGUCAACAAGAAGGCGGGUGCAACAGAAGCGGCCAAGCCCUCUGCCACACCUCCACCUCCACGGUCUGGCCCGCCUGGGGCACCUCGGAGCGCUCCAGGAAGCACUGCUCCCGCACCUCCAUCGUCUGCUGGGCCUCCGGCUGCAGGCACAUUGCGUCCACCCGUCUCGAACCUGCGCUCGUCGUCAUUGCCACCACCACUGCACGGUGCUGGUUCCCGUGCAUCAACGCCAGGCAUUGCUGAGUCGGAUGAAGAAGGUCUUACCGGGCCUAAACCACCUAUCCUAGCGCGACCCAGCUUUGGUGCUGCGUCAGGACCGCCAUCACGGCCUGGUACAGGUAUGAGUAACGCUAGCAGUAUUGACGAUUUGCUGGGAGCGCCUCAAGCGAGGAAGGGACCAGCAGCAGGAAAGAAGAAGAAGGGCGGGCGUUAUGUGGAUGUCAUGGCCAAGUAGGAGAGAUCAGGGGGGACGAACUAGGUGGAUUUCACGGUUUUACGAGAGGUAUGUGUAUGAGUGCAAGGAUUGUGUGAAUGGGUCGGGUAGAGACGUGAUGCAUGUGUCGGUACCUGCAUUAGACGGGAGCCAGCAUCCUGGGUUGUGGAUGUAUGUACAAUAACGAGUUAUUUUUUGCUGUUAUCUUGGCUUUGUGCUUUUUUUGGGGAUGGAAUGACAUCGGGUAUGUUGAUAGCGGGUGGUGUUGGGUGCUUGACAAAAGAUACGGGAAAGGCCCGUCGGAUGACAGGCGCAGACGGGAGCGAUAGGCACGAAAAGAUGGGGUAGGUGCACCGACAGCGGAGAUGACGCACGACAAACCGCCUAGCCCUUCGGAUUCCUGACUACGACUUGACGGCAAUCUUUACGUUUCCGGGCCCUGGUUGGCUUUGGCGACGUCUUAUCU